Toxorhynchites rutilus septentrionalis is the source of this 3430-nucleotide messenger RNA. Its product is annotated as TAR DNA-binding protein 43-like. Gene Ontology annotation, molecular function: RNA binding. The record is from RefSeq and is a predicted model, not a curated record. Gene Ontology annotation, cellular component: nucleoplasm. The transcript is spliced from 3 exons. Bases 810 to 2732 code for a protein of 640 amino acids. Lineage: Eukaryota; Metazoa; Arthropoda; Insecta; Diptera; Culicidae. Gene Ontology annotation, biological process: regulation of gene expression.
GCUAAAGGUAUAGAAAAAUCAUAACGCCAAAGCGUUUCAACGUUUUUUCUCCGAAUUGCGAAGCCCGUGAAGUGCGUGUGUGCGAGCAAAUCAAUUGAGCAGGAUUGUCCUCCUCCCUGGAUGUUUCACAUAUUUUUCUUCCCUGUUUGCGAUUGAACGAACGAACGAGUGUGGUUCCUCCAUCUUGCUUUUCACUGCUCAGUGAUUGAGAGCAGAGUUUUACCCUCCUCCUCCUGCUGGUGCUAUCGUCCGCCCAGUAGUAGCAAAUCUCACGUAAGCAAGUGUACGAAAAACAAGGAUUAAAACGGGGUCACAGCCUUCUGCGACCACUGCUGAAUCCUAGGUGUCCGUGCCUAGAACAGAGGAUGACAGUUUAAUUGUAAAUAAAACCAUCAAAGCUUGACGGCAGAACGAAACGUGUGUCCACUUAUGGACUAAUCGGGAAUCGAUCUUAUUUUCUCAACACGACGUUCGAUUUUUGUAUUCCCACUAUCGCUGUCUCUUGAAAGGAAAGAAAAAAAAAUACAUACACUGGUGUAUUUCUGUGUAUCUGUGUGUAAUAUAGCAUCCGAACAGGGCCUGUGGUACCGAGAGAAGAACAACUAGUCAAAGUAGAAAAAAUAAUCCCUGUGAAGGAAAUAAAGAAAGAACGACUGAAAACGGUGGCACCAACAACAAGAGCUGCCUGCUGGGAGAGCGAGUGAGAGAGCUAUAGUUUAAUAUUCUGUAGAACGAGUUUUGAGAUCAACGGCAGCACACUGUUCGCGGGAAUAGAUCACCGCCCGUAUCCGGUAGAUCGAGCGGACGAAAUGGACACCGAGCAUGUGGCCGACACGAUGCCCCUGAUGCCGGGGGGCGUUCUAGUGGUCGAGGACGAAGGCGAGGAAGCGGUCGAGUUGCCGCUGGAGGACGACGGGACGCUAUCGCUGUCCACGCUGCAGGCCCAGUUCUAUGGGGCCUGCGGGCUCAAGUACCGCAACCCGGACAACAAAGCCAUCCGAGGGGUGCGGCUGAACGAUAACAAACUGCAUCCGUUCUCGCCGGAGCAGGGCUGGGGCAAUCACAUCUACAUCUGUGUGUUCCCCAAGGAGAACAAGCGCAAGAGCGACGACAAGUUGGAGAAUUCCACGCCCAAGACGAAACGUAUCGAGAACCGAUACCGGACUACGACGGAUCUGAUUGUGUUAGGACUGCCCUGGAAGACCACCGAGGAGGGGCUGCGUGAGUAUUUCGAUGCGUUCGGGGAUCUGCUGGUGGUGCAGAUCAAGAGAGAUCCGAAGACGGGCCAAUCGAAGGGCUACGGAUUUAUUCGGUUCGCCAAGUUCGAGUGCCAGAUGAAGGCCUUAUCCAAGCGGCAUUUGAUCGAUGGGCGCUGGUGCGAUGUGAAGGUACCCAGCAGCAAGGAUCAGAUGCAGCACCAGAUGCCGAGCAAGAUCUUCCUGGGUCGUGUGACGGAGGAUAUGACGGCGGAUGAUAUCCGGGAGUAUUUUAGCAAGUACGGCGAGGUGACGGAUGUGUUCAUUCCGAAGCCGUUCAGGGCGUUUGCCUUUGUGACGUUUAUAGAUCCCCAUGUGGCGCAGAGUUUGUGUGGAGAGGAUCAUCUGAUUAAGGGAGCGUCGGUGUAUGUUUCCACGGCUUCGCCGCGACCGGAACACAAUCGUAACCAGCAGAAGAACCAGAUGGGGAAUAAUUUCUCCAGCUAUGAUGAACGCGGACGUGGUGGCGGCAGCGGAGGUGGCGGUGGUGGCUCGUCCGGAUCCGACUAUGGUAGCCAGCAGGCCCAUUCGAACAUGAAUAGUAAUUAUCACCAUGGAGGCGGCGGUGGUGGCGGAGCCGGUGGUGCCGGCGGCGGCGGAUAUAACAAUCUGCCCCAGAAUCAACCGAUUUGGAACUACAAUGAAUACUCUCAGCAGAACCGCCAGAACAACAGUAAUAUCGACAGCAUGCCCAAUCUGCAGGCUCUCGGGCUGAACUCGACAGGACCGGGCCCCAAUGGUGGCCAGGGAAACGCUGGAGGUCUUCACGGAGGUCAUCACGGAUCGGCUUCGGGGAUGGGUGGUAACCAUCUGAGCGGGGGAGGAGCUGCGGGUGGAGCGGGAGCUGGUGGAAAUAGUGGAGCGCCGGGUGUAAUCGGUAACCAUGGGGGUCCGACUGGUGGCAAUAUGAACCUGAACCAGAUGCCGAUCAAUCCCGCCAUCAUAGCGGCUGCCUUGAGCCAGUGGAGUCUGAUUGGCAACCAGAUGCAUAACAAUCCGCAAGGUUCGGGCGGUCCGGGUGGACCGGGAGCCCCGGGUCAGAGUGGAGGCGCUGCUGGACCAGGCAAUCCGGCUGGACCGGGCUCGAGUGGUCCGGGCGCUGGCCAGGAGUAUCUGCCGUGGAAUGGAUCAGAAAGUAACCAUCAUCGGCACGUGGAACAAGUAUAUGCGCGAGACAGUAAUAGUAACAGAGUGUUGUACCAUUGUUACGAUCAGUACAACAGUGUUAGUGAGUGCAAGAGCAAGUCCCGACGAUAUAACAGUGUGGUAGUGAUACCGUGUGCAGAGGCGGAAACGGAUGGAAAUGAUACUGCAGCUGCUUGCGGUAGGCGAGAGAGAAUGAGAGAGCGUUCGGGGAGAGAAUCUGCUGGCGACAGUGUUCAAAAUAGAGCGGGCAGAUACAACAAUAAUAAUAACAACAGCAACAACAAUAGAGGAGGCGGCGCUCGAGCAGGGUUUUUACGUAAACAAUAUUGAACGAAAUAUUAACUUUUAACUCGGAAAAUAGCCUGAGAUGAGCGCGCGCGAGAGAAUUGAUUAAUUUAUUUUGGAUUUUCAUGGAUUGAAUUGAAUUGGAAUUUGUCGUCCAGCUUGAGUUUCUUUGAAAAAAAGUCGUUUGUGUUGAUGUUUUCCUGUGCGAGAAAAUAUUGAGAGGAAAACCACGAGAAAGAAAGAGAGAGAGAGAAAAUAUAAGAAAAGCAGUAAACACUACUUUGCGCUAUAGAACUUAAGGAGAGAAAUCGAAUUAAAUUCAUUAUAAUUAUAACUAUUAUAUUUAAACGGCGAGAAAGAGAAAAGAGAGAGCAUUCAAUCAUAUUAUAUUAUUAACAAACAAAAAGUAGACAAAAAGAAGAUGAAUUCAGACGAUGAUGACGAUGAUAAAUGGUAUGGUAUGGAGUAUGAUGAUUAUUAAGGUAGUGUUAUUACAAACGAGCAAGCAAGCAAGAAUUAUGAAUGAGUUCGCAAACAACAAAACAUAAAUAAAUGAAUAACAAACAACAAAAUAGCAAUGUAAUAGAUUGAGUGUGUGACCCUAGCGUAACAUCCCCAGUAAUUAGAGCGAGAGAUGAAACAGAACAAAAAACAAGUUGUGCAAAAUUAACCGAUUGUUGUGUGCAUAUGUUUGUUAUUUUAAAAAUUGAGAAAUAGAUGUCCUUUGGAACGAGUAAAGAUUA